This is a messenger RNA of Babjeviella inositovora NRRL Y-12698, 1536 nucleotides long. Its product is annotated as CCR4-NOT core subunit. Gene Ontology annotation, cellular component: P-body; CCR4-NOT core complex; CCR4-NOT complex. Gene Ontology annotation, biological process: negative regulation of translation; mRNA catabolic process. The transcript is spliced from 2 exons. NCBI's taxonomy places the organism in Eukaryota, Fungi, Ascomycota, Pichiomycetes, Serinales. The coding region runs from base 1 to 1536 and encodes 511 amino acids. The record is from RefSeq and is a predicted model, not a curated record.
AUGUCCACCAAUAACAAGUACGCCAGCAUAAGACCACUUACCAUCCGCGAUUCUAGUAAGGCCGCCAAAACGCUCUACAAGGCCUUCAAAACAGAUGUUCUUUCUCGGUACGUGUCCAAGCACUUGGAGGACCAGCCAGAGUACCGCCAGAAAGUUGACAUCGCGUUGUACGAAGCGUAUGUGUACUCACACAUCUUACGGGGGCUUGUGUUCGGGAUUGAGUAUGACCCAAGCUCCGCGACGGAAGAGGUUGACGACGGGACAGGAAUUUCCAACGCCGAGUGCUUUGAGACAGUUUCGCUCUGGGCACCUCCGGGGGUAAAUAUUGAUGAUCCCAUCACCUUCGCGCGAUCUUACUAUAAAUUCGCAUGGUUAACUGGUGCUGCAGGCCGCAAAAGAGUUUUUACCACCUUUUUCGGGGCUUUGGUGUUUAACUUUCACGAUGCUUUGGGUAAGGAAGACAACGACGCAUAUGCUUUGGUCUAUUUAGCCUCCACACCGGCUGCCAGAGGUAAGGGCAACGCUAGAAAAAUGUUGGAGUACAUGUUUGAGACCCACAUUGACAAAGAGAAUAAGUUGACUUAUUUGGAAAGCUCCAGCGCUGUGAAUAUCCCAAUUUACGAGAAGUUCGGAUUCAGGUGGGUCAGGGACAUGAUUAUCGGGGACGAGAACGACCCAAAUGGGGACUUUGCCCGGUUGAACGUGAUGGUGCGAGGGAACAAGGCGCUACACGAUGAGAAGAUCUACAGCUGGAUUAUCGAGUUGGUGUAUGGCCCGAACAAGGAAACGGCACUCUUGGAAUUGGGAAAGAAGCGCGAGGAGUACGACGACCUAGCCUUGGUGUUGUGGUACUCGUUUGGCGUGAUGACAUCGUUGCUUGAGGAGAUUGUCGCGGUGUACCCGUUACUUUCGCCGUCCAACUUGAACCCAAACAACUCGAACCGUGUAUGCAACGCGUUGGCGUUGUUGCAGUGCGUGGCGUCGCACUUGGAGACGCGCAACUUGUUUCUUCAGGCACAUCUUCCAUUGUUUUUAUAUCCGUUUCUCAACACAAACUCGAAGCAGCGUCCGUUUGAGUAUUUGCGCUUGACAUCCUUAGGAGUCAUCGGCGCGUUGGUGAAAAACGACACCCCAGAGGUGAUCCAGUUCUUGUUGACCACUGAAAUCAUUCCUCUCUGCCUCAACAUCAUGGAGUCGUCGUCUGAGUUAUCCAAGACCGUGGCGAUUUUCAUCGUCCAGAAGAUUUUGGUUGAUGAUGCCGGUCUCAGCUACAUCUGCCAGACUUACGAGCGCUUCAACGCCGUCACUGGUGUUUUGAAGACCAUGGUCGAGCAGCUUGUUAACCAGCAGACCGGAAGGUUGUUAAAGCAUGUGGUAAGGUGCUACUUGAGAUUGAGCGACAAUGUUGAAGCCAGGAAUAUCUUGAGGCAGCAGUUACCGGAGCCUUUGAAGGAUGGCACGUUCGGGAUGAUUUUACGGGAUGAUGGUGCGACCAAGAGGUGUUUGGCGCAGUUGCUAGUGAAUUUGUCCGAGUGA